Molecule: messenger RNA, 8519 nt
Organism: Corythoichthys intestinalis (scribbled pipefish)
Lineage: Eukaryota; Metazoa; Chordata; Actinopteri; Syngnathiformes; Syngnathidae
Gene: cacna1fb
Product: calcium channel, voltage-dependent, L type, alpha 1F subunit
Exons: 49
Coding region: 301-6543 (2080 amino acids)
Biological process (GO): calcium ion import across plasma membrane
Cellular component (GO): membrane; voltage-gated calcium channel complex
Molecular function (GO): high voltage-gated calcium channel activity
Source: RefSeq, a predicted model, not a curated record
GAGGACGAGAGAGAGAGAGAUGAGAUGAGCAGAGGAGAGAGGAGGAGGAGAGAUGAAGAGAUUCAGAUUAGUGAAGCCGAGCUGAAUUUCUCUCCUCUCAGCCUCUCGUUCCCUUUUCGCAUCACUCGGCCUCGUCACAGAAAGAAAAAAAUACCGAACAUAUCAGAUGAAACUGUGAGUCACGAGCAGCUGGGGCCAAUGGACAGAGUGGAAUUGUCCAGAAUGCAAAGUUUUGCUUGCUUAGUGAGAAGAAAUGAAGAUGGGACCAACAUGAGCGUCUGAAGUGGACUACCAGAAGACAUGCAGCACAACCACAAAAGCACGGCACGUAACGGCUACGCCAAUGCUGUGGAUGGUGAAGAUGGUGGCGGUGAGGGGGAGGAGGGCGGAGAGGAGGACGGAGGAGGAGGUGAGGGAGAGGAGAGAGUUGGCGGGGACUGGGACGAGGAGCUUGAAGGCGAGGACGAGGGAGUGCGGAUGACCAGGACGGAUACUCUCCACUCCACCACCAGUUCCACCGGGACGCAACGUAGGAGAGGUCAACACGCUAAAAAACAAGUCCAGGGCACCAAUCAGGUCCAGCGAGCUCCCCGAGCAUUGUUUUGCCUAAAGCUCAACAACCCCAUCAGACGCGCUGCGCUCUCCAUUGUUGAGUGGAAACCAUUUGACAUCUUCAUUCUGUUAGCAAUCUUUGCUAACUGUGUCGCCCUGGGUGUUUCCAAACCAUUUCCAGAGGAUGACUCCAACUCCACCAACCACGACCUGGAACAAGUGGAGUAUGUCUUUCUCAUCAUCUUCACUGUGGAAACCUUCCUGAAAAUCCUGGCUUACGGUCUAGUCAUGCACCCAAGCUCGUACAUCCGCAAUGGCUGGAACCUUCUGGACUUUGUCAUUGUCAUCGUUGGGUUGUUCAGUGUCGUCCUGGAGACCAUGACGCACAAGUCGGGCGAACAGGCGAGCACGCACCACGUGCCGGGCAAACCUGGAGGUCUAGACGUCAAAGCCCUGCGCGCCUUUCGGGUCUUAAGGCCUCUUAGACUGGUUUCAGGAGUUCCCAGUCUGCAGAUUGUCCUCAACUCCAUCAUGAAGGCGAUGGUUCCGCUGCUCCACAUCGCUCUGCUGGUCCUUUUUGUCAUCAUUAUUUAUGCCAUCAUCGGUUUGGAGCUCUUCAUCGGACGCAUGCACAGAACCUGCUACUACAUGGAAACUGACACAUUUGUGGAGGACGACCCGGUGCCUUGUGCCUUCGCGGGUCACGGCCGCCAGUGCACUGUGAACGGCUCCGAGUGUCGUGGGCGCUGGGACGGACCCAACGGAGGCAUCACCAACUUUGACAACUUCUUCUUUGCGAUGUUGACGGUGUUUCAGUGUAUUACCAUGGAGGGAUGGACUGACGUUCUCUACUGGAUGAACGAUGCAAUCGGCUUUGAGCUGCCUUGGGUCUAUUUUGUUAGUCUGGUCAUCUUUGGGUCUUUCUUCGUUCUCAACCUGGUUCUUGGUGUCCUCAGUGGAGAGUUCAGCAAAGAAAGGGAGAAAGCAAAGGCUCGCGGAGACUUCCAAAAGCUCCGUGAGAAGCAGCAGAUGGAGGAGGACCUGUGUGGAUACAUGGACUGGAUCACUCAGGCUGAGGACAUGGACGACUUGGAUGAGGAUGGAAACCCGCGUCCGUCUCUGGGUGAUCUGUCAGAUAAGAAGAGAGGAAAGUUUGGAUGGUUCAGUCACUCGAAUGAAACACACGCAAGUCUUCCCGCCAGUGAAACGGCAUCUGAGAACACUGAGAACAUCGAUGAAGAGCACACCAACUGUUGUCAGGCCUGCUGUUCACGAAUGAUGAAGAUCAGCUGCUGUCGAACUUUGCGCCGCUGGAACCGUGUCUGUCGCAGGAACUGUCGCACAGCCGUCAAAUCGGUGACAUUCUAUUGGUUGGUCUUGCUUCUCGUCUUCCUCAACACAUCUCUCAGCGCAUCCGAGCACUAUAACCAACCCGAUUGGCUGACGCAGGUGCAGGAUAUUGCCAACAAGGUGCUGUUGUCACUGUUCACGGUUGAGAUGCUGCUGAAGAUGUACAGCUUGGGCCUGGCGCAUUACUUUGUGGCAUUCUUCAACCGCUUCGACUGCUUCGUGGUGUGCGGCGGCAUCAUGGAGACCAUUCUGGUGGAGCUGGAAAUCAUGCCACCCCUGGGGAUCUCUGUGCUACGCUGUGUCCGCCUGCUGCGUAUCUUUAAGGUCACACGCCAUUGGACAGCUCUGUCUAACCUGGUGGCAUCUCUGCUCAACUCCAUGAAGUCCAUUGCCUCGCUUCUGCUACUUCUCUUCCUCUUCUUGAUUAUCUUCGCUCUCCUGGGCAUGCAGCUCUUUGGCGGCAAGUUCAACUUUGACGAGACACAGACCAAGCGCAGCACCUUCGACGCUUUCCCACAGGCGCUACUUACCUGUUUCCAGAUCCUGACAGGCGAGGACUGGAAUGUAGUGAUGUACGAUGGGAUCAUGGCUUACGGUGGCCCUGUUUUUCCGGGGAUGAUUGUCUGCAUAUACUUUGUCAUUCUCUUCAUAUGCGGAAACUACAUCCUGCUGAAUGUCUUCUUGGCCAUUGCUGUGGACAAUUUGGCUGGAGGGGACGGAGACGACAAGGCAAAAGAAAAGAAGACGGAAGGCGCUGAGGGUGAAGGAACGGAGGAGGACAAGGAAGUGAAGGUGGACAUUGACGAGGACACAGAGUAUGAGGAAGAAGAAGAGCUUCCGGAAGGCGAAGAUGACGGAGGCGUGCAACUGAAGAUGGCUGACCUGGCUCCGCCUAAGGAAAAGGUUUUGCCCAUCCCAGAGGGCAGCGCGUUCUUCUGCCUCAGCAAGACGAACCCCAUCCGAGUGGCGUGCCACACUCUGAUCCACCACCACAUCUUCACCAACCUCAUCCUGGUCUUCAUCAUCCUCAGCUCGUGCUCUCUGGCCGCUGAGGAUCCAAUUAGGGCGCACUCAUUCCGGAACAAUGUUCUGGGUUAUGCCGAUUAUGCCUUCACCUCCAUCUUCACCGUCGAAAUCCUGUUCAAGGUGAGAGAGAAAGUGACAUCGCUUGUGGCAUUGUUGGUCCUGCUUACUCACUUCUUGUCUUUGUGCCAGAUGACGGUCCACGGAGCGUUUCUCCACCAGGGGUCCUUCUGCAGGAACUGGUUCAACUUGCUUGAUCUGCUUGUCGUCAGUGUGUCACUUGUGUCCUUCUUUCUGCAUUCAAGUGCCAUCUCGGUGGUAAAGAUCCUGAGGGUCCUCCGUGUCCUCAGACCUCUGAGGGCCAUCAACAGAGCCAAAGGCCUCAAACAUGUGGUCCAGUGUGUGUUUGUGGCCAUCAGGACCAUUGGAAACAUCAUGAUUGUCACAACAUUGCUCCAGUUCAUGUUUGCGUGCAUCGGUGUACAACUUUUCAAGGGUAAAUUCUACCGUUGUACCGAUGAGGCCAAACACACUCCUGAACAGUGCAAAGGGACAUUCGUUGUGUACAAAGAUGGAGAUGUCAACCAUCCGAUGGUCCGAGAAAGAAUUUGGCACAACAGUGACUUCAAUUUUGACAAUGUGCUUAUGGGAAUGAUGGCACUCUUCACCGUGUCUACCUUUGAAGGCUGGCCAGCGCUGCUUUACAAGGCCAUCGACGCCAAUGGGGAAAACUCGGGUCCUAUUUACAACUACCGUGUGGAGAUUUCAAUCUUUUUCAUCGUCUACAUCAUCAUUAUCGCCUUCUUCAUGAUGAAUAUCUUUGUGGGUUUUGUCAUCAUUACAUUCAGAGAGCAGGGUGAGCAAGAGUACAAGAACUGUGAACUGGACAAGAACCAGCGUCAAUGUGUCGAGUAUGCUCUGAAGGCUCAACCACUAAAGCUCUACAUCCCUAAAAACCCGGUCCAGUACAAGUUUUGGUCCAUCAUAAACUCCACGGCUUUUGAGUAUGUAAUGUUUGUGCUCAUCCUGCUCAACACCGUCACGCUUGCUGUCCAGCAUUACGAGCAAUCCAAGACCUUCAGUCACAUCAUGGACAUCCUCAAUAUGGUCUUCACUGGACUCUUUACUGUGGAGAUGCUGCUUAAGCUGUUAGCCCUCAGACUCAGGCAUUACUUUGUGGAUGCAUGGAAUUCCUUCGAUGCUCUCAUCGUGGUUGGAAGCGUGGUGGACAUUGUAGUGACGGAAUUCAGCAGUGGAGAGGACAGCUCUCGAGUGUCCAUCACCUUCUUCCGUCUCUUCCGAGUGAUGCGAUUAGUCAAGCUGCUAAGCAAAGGGGAGGGCAUACGCACCCUGUUGUGGACCUUCAUCAAGUCGUUGCAGGCCCUUCCAUACGUCGCCCUGCUCAUCGCCAUGAUCUUCUUCAUCUACGCCGUCAUCGGCAUGCAGACAUUUGGGAAGAUAGCUAUGCAGGAUCACACACAGAUCAACAGAAACAACAACUUCCAGACUUUUCCUCAGGCCGUCCUCCUCCUCUUCAGGUGUGCUACAGGUGAGGCUUGGCAGGAGAUCAUGUUGGCAAGUCUUCCCGGGAAACGUUGCGACCCCGAGUCCGACUACGAGCCGGGUGAAGAGUUCAGCUGUGGGAGCAACUUUGCCAUCGUUUACUUCAUCAGUUUCUUUAUGUUAUGCGCAUUCCUGAUCAUCAAUUUGUUUGUGGCCGUCAUCAUGGACAACUUUGACUACCUGACCCGUGACUGGUCCAUCCUGGGUCCGCAUCAUCUGGAUGAGUUCAAGAGGAUUUGGUCAGAAUAUGAUCCAGAGGCCAAGGGUCGCAUCAAACAUUUGGAUGUAGUGGCUCUACUACGGAGGAUACAACCUCCUCUUGGCUUUGGAAAACUGUGUCCUCACAGAGUCGCUUGUAAGCGUCUGGUGGCUAUGAACAUGCCUCUUAACACGGAUGGCAUGGUAACAUUCAACGCCACCCUCUUUGCGCUGGUCCGCACAGCACUGAAGAUCAAGACCGAAGGCAACCCAGACCAGGAGAACGAGGAGCUGCGGGGAAUCAUCAAGAAGAUCUGGAAGAGAAUGAAACCAAAACUUCUGGAUGAAGUCAUUCCACCACAUGAGGAGGAGGAAGUGACGGUUGGAAAGUUUUACGCUACCUUCCUGAUUCAAGAUUACUUCCGCAAGUUCCGGAAGAGGAAAGAGAGAGGGGGUCUGAGUGUUGAAACCGACACCACCAACCCGUCAGCUGUACAGUUGUGUAAAGCGGGUCUAAAGACUCUGCAAGAUCUCGGUCCAGAGAUGCGUCAGGCACUAAAUGAAGACCUGGAGGAGGAAGAGGAAGAAGAAGAGGAGGAUGAGGCCAUGAGGGAGGAAGAAGAGAUGGACACAGUAGGAGCACACAAAGACCGGCGGGGAUCCAUUGUGCCCGUCGGUCCAGGGGGAGUGGAUGGUGGUGUGGUGAACGGCGGUCUGAUCCAUCGGGUCGGUUCGCUCGGCAAGAUGUCUAACGGCAGGGAAUACGAUCCACAUGGCUCACGUCGAGCCAAUCUGAGGUCAUCUGUCAAUCACCAUCACCACCGACCCUCGGUCAGGAACAGCCUUGUGGAGCGCGUCCACACGAGGCCAUCACAUUACAAACAUGGAAGGGAUAGACACUGGAGAAAUGGAGAGAUGGACAUGUCCAGAGAGUCACGAUACUACACAAGAGAGGAUGACGCAGACAGCAUCACUUCCACAGAGAGAUACUAUCCUGAUGAUCCUCCGUACCAUGAUGGCCACGCCCCCUACAGUCACUAUGGCAACGGCUACAGCGAGGGUAGGCGGACUACACGGAGGCGUCUUCUUCCUGCCACGCCCACAGGUCGAAAACCGUCAUUUAACAUUCAGUGUCUGAGACGUCAGGGCAGCAGUGAUGACUUACCCAUGCCGGGAACGUACCACCCCAAUUCUCCUCCACGCCGCGCCCACGCUCAGACGUACACCAGUUACGAGUGUCCUCCACCGUCGGGUCGCUCCUCUGCGGUCUCCUCUACGUCUUGGGCCAAUCCAUGUCCUCGUCGCGGUCGCCUUCUAUACGCUCCUCUCAUUCUGGUUGAGGAGGAGGGCAGUCCAUCGUGGGGACGAGGGGGAGAAGGUAGACGAGGAGGAGGAACAGGUGGAGGCCGGGAGGACAAGCUAACAGGAGCAGGAGGAGGUGUCAGCGUGACGGGAGCCGCACCGACACCUGCCUGGUACGGCAGCCCAGCAGCUCCGCCGCCUUACAGAGCAUACACUACACUCAGAGUUCCUUCUCAGCUUGGCGCGCCAUUUGGUGAGAAGCGAGGCUCAGCUGACAGCCUUGUGGAAGCGGUUCUCAUCUCUGAAGGUCUUGGCCUCUAUGCACGCGAUCCCAAAUUUGUGGCAUUUGCAAAGCGGGAGAUCGCGGACGCAUGUCACAUGACCGUGGACGAAAUGGAAUCGGCCGCCAGUGACCUACUGGGAUCAGCAAGCCACGAGUUUCUGGACACUGCCGCCGUGGAUACUGGCGCAUUAUACAGCGAUGAAGAGCCGAUCAGGACGGGUCGAGAGGAGGAAGAACUGGCAGACGAGAUGAGUUGUGUGACGUCAUUUUGAUGGACGGAUGUUCACCACUAAGAUGAGUUGUGUGACGUCAUUUUGAUGGACGGAUGUUCACCGCCGGUGACGCCCCGCAGGAAAUUAAUACUCAAUUAAACUCGAGCUAAAGUUUCCAACAAAAGGUAAAACGAAUAAAAUUUUAAUCAGUGAGGGACGGAAGGUGGCCGCGAUGUUCGUGGAUGGAAAUCACACAUCAUGCUCAAUCUUAUCCAGUAGGUGGUGAUAAUGAAUGGAUGGACCGCCUUGUGUUUCCGAACAAGAAUUGCAGAGAGAGAAAACUUUCUUUUGGCUGCAAUCAGUUAGCAUUGCCCAGCUAGCUGCUUAGCAUUCUAGCUGUACAGAUACAAAAUAUUGACUUAUUUUGAUACAGUAGUUUGGAAAUUUUAAAGUCUUCCAGCAAACAGAACACUUGUGUUAUUUAUUUUGGCCUGGCUUAGCAAAAACAUAAGGAUUUUAUCAGAUGCUUACUUACAGGAGUUAUCAAAGCUAACUUCCAAAUGUGCGCGAUGACUAACUGGAUUUUUCAUCGACCUUCAUUGAGCCCGCAUCAACUGAGCCGCCAUUUUGUGCAAUGAAUACUUUAAACAAUUACUUUUUUUUUCUCCGUCUGGUGUGCUACCGCAUGCUAAAGGAAUUAUUUGCGUACUUACACACAUAACAGCAAAAGACAACUUUUCUACUUUUUCACACGUCCCUCGUUGCUUUCACAACCUGUGCUGCGUCCAUUGGAUGAGCUACUUCUUAAAGAAUCAGAGGAAGUUGUACAGAAAUAACUAAGAAAGAGAAAAAGGUUUGUUAAAUCAAUUUUUAAAAAAAUCAAACAUGACUAAGUGAAAUAGAUUAAAAAGACUUAACUAUAUGGAGAUGGAUGAAUACUAAAAGCAGUGCUAUUUUGUUUCACUUAGACACUGCACUUCACCAAGAGAAUUUUUGUACUUUUUCUAUCUAGCUGUGCUUCGUUUCGAUGGACAAGCUACUUCUUGUUCGCGCGUCAUGCGAAAUCGCAGGCUGACACUCUGAUGCUCACAUGAGGAUACUAUGAGCGAGUGUGAAUUUUAUAUCGUUUUUGAAAUCUACUGGAAGGUGGAUUUUUGUUGUUGAUUUAUUUCGUUGUCAAUUAUGUUUUUUGUAUCAAUGCUGACUCACAGUCCUUGUGUCUUCUCGUGUUCUCCUGACCGUCGACCGAAGGGCUUACUCACGGUAUCCCCUCCCGAUUCUAGUCAAAUAAACAAGUCAACCGUCCGUACCUCAAAUAAAAGACGUUGAAAACAAAUGCGUGUUUGUUUACUCACUAAGAGGUUUUCUUUGAAUCUUUUUUGACAACAUGGCUGCUAAGAGCAAGGAACAUGUUUACAUAAGUGCAGUGUUGACUCUGUUUAAAGACAUUUCUGAACCCUUGACUCAUAAUUUAUGCAAAAAGCGGAGAAUGGUAUAAUUCCUACUAAUAAACACACAACAUGAGUGGAACUGUUGUCACAUUUUUUUAUUUAUUGUCUUCAAAGCAGACAUAUUGCAAAAAUAACAUUGCGUACAUUAACAUUCUCAAAGAGGAAGCAUUUCUAAUAUAGACUGGGAGGGGAAAAAUAUUUUCAUCAAAUCAGGACUUUAGCUAAAAUGCUAGCAGAGAUGCUAACAAAGUUUAAGAGGUGCAAGUAACGCCCCCUGCUGUUCGUGGGCAAUCAGUGCAAAUGACUUGCACCAGCCAAAUUAUCUCAUGAACCUGCCUUGCAAGGAUGAACUGGAGAAUUCCAAACAAUUUGUCUGCGGGUAUUGCUCUAAGAAAACUAAGUUACUAAUGUCACACGCAUUAGGCAAAAUAUGUAUUGUAAAAAUGUCUAUAAAUUAAUUUAUUUUUGAUGAAAGCCUAAUGAAAGUUUUCUUUGUGUAAUUCCUGACUUAUUUUUUUUGUGCAAUGCAAAAUUAUUGCAAAGCAAUAUUUUAAACAAAGUGGUUAUAUAGUUUGCACGUUAACA